ACAGUCUCUACUCCGUUGACGCUGCGACACAUGAAAGAUAGCUGCUGGAUUGAAGGCGGUUUGCGCGUUGAAAUCGGAACAACGCUCGGAGCUCGCAGAUCUCCCAUCGUCGCACAAGUGUCAGGUUCAGACUGCUAUGUGAUUCAAGCAGAACUCAAACCCACCCUCGGCGAUGACUUCGAGUGGCAGAUAUUUAGCAUGCAGUUGACUUCAUGGGUUCCCCUGAAUGUUCUCCACGCUUUUGGACCUGUGGAUCGCAGAUCUGUGACUGGGAGGGAAGCGCUGCGAGAUGAAGAGUCAGCAUCGGCUUUUCAAGAUGUUCGGGAGGAAAAAACUACGAGACCGUGGAUUCGUUCCACGGGGACUUCCUCCAUCUCUAAGUUUCUCCCACAUUCAUUACUUGUGAACGUACUUACAUAUUUGUGA
Marchantia polymorpha subsp. ruderalis is the source of this 426-nucleotide messenger RNA. The record is from the annotation of a GenBank genome assembly. Lineage: Eukaryota; Viridiplantae; Streptophyta; Marchantiopsida; Marchantiales; Marchantiaceae.